This is a messenger RNA of Durusdinium trenchii, 1420 nucleotides long. The record is from the annotation of a GenBank genome assembly. NCBI's taxonomy places the organism in Eukaryota, Dinophyceae, Suessiales, Symbiodiniaceae.
AGAAGAAGAAGCAGAUCCGGUGCAGCUAUGGUCCAUGGUUGUGGCCAUGGUUUAUCCUUUUUCGAUUUGACAUGAUCAUGAAAGUUACCUUUGCGAAGGUUACCCGGUUAUCAAAUCUUCUUUGUUGGUUCACGUCAUCUGCGCAAGUUUGUCAUCGAGAGCAUACAUCUUUUCGUGUCAGAUGUUUGUUUCACUGCGAUGUACUCAGUAAAUGAGGAGUGGAAGAGCACGCGCAGAUGUUUGGUCCAUUCGGUAGGGAUCAUCGCCUUCUUGUUGAUCUAUGGCGUGCUCCAGGAACGGAUCAUGACAAGGCCCUAUGACCAUGAGGUCUUUGACUCAUCGUUCUUCUUGGUCUUCUGCAAUCGUCUGUUGGCUGUGAUCUGUGCCUGUGUGGCGCUCUUCUGCCGCGGUGAGUCUUUUCGAAGCGAAGCCCCAUUCUGGAAGUAUGCCCUGGUGUCCUUAUCCAACGUGGCCGCGACUGCAUGCCAGUAUGAGGCAUUGAAGUACGUCUCCUUCGCAGUUCAAAUGCUGGGUAAGAGCUUCAAGAUGAUUCCUGUGAUGGCUUGGAGCGUCUACAUCAACCAGAAAAGCUAUGAUCUCGAGGACUGCUUGGUAGCCCUUGCAGUGACUGCGGGUGUUGCGGAAUUCUGUUUGAUGGGCCCAACCCUGUCGCGGAGGAUAGAUGAUUCACAGACCACCGGUUUCGGCUAUGUCCUUAUCCUCGGCUUUUUGGUCUUCGAUGGCUUGACUUCCACCUUGCAGGAACAGCUCUUCAAGGAUCACAAGACCAGUAGGUGCAAUCAGAUGCUCUAUGUGAACAUCUUGUCCUCCAUCAUCUCCAGUGUCCUGGUGUUGACAGCAGGACAAGCUGGGUCUUCUGCUGCAUUCUUGAUGGAUCACAACGCUUUUGCCAGAGAUACCACCAUCCUCUCUGGGGCGGCUGUUGCAAGUCAGUACUUCAUCUAUGCACAGGUCCAGGAGUUUGGGGCCUUGGCGAUGGCCGUGACCAUGAACAUCCGCCAGGUUUGUGCGAUCAUUUCCUCCUAUUUGCUGUAUGACCAUGCGAUCACCAAGCUUCAAAUCAUGGGCUUGAGCAUCAUCUUUUCAGCAUUGCUCUACAAGUGGAUCCACUACUUCAGCGAGGCUUCAAUGGCUGAGAAGCAAACAAUCCUGAAGUCCUUCGAAGAUUCUCCAGAUAGCCGCGUUGAUGGAGGAUCAAUUGAUGCAAAGGCCUAGCAGCCCUGGUAGUCGUCAUGAAAAAGCUUGUGUCCGAACCCGAGGUGGGUCGACCUGCUGAGUGUGGUCCUGUUCUAGUUUCCCUGCCAUGAUCACCCGAGAGUGUCAAUGGCCAUUUGCAGAAAAGGGCUGCACUGGAGAUUGGAGCAUUCGUGUGUUGAGUUGCAGUUUGCACGAGAAUUUC